Molecule: messenger RNA, 4401 nt
Organism: Esox lucius (northern pike)
Lineage: Eukaryota; Metazoa; Chordata; Actinopteri; Esociformes; Esocidae
Gene: pelp1
Product: proline, glutamate and leucine rich protein 1
Exons: 17
Coding region: 30-3791 (1253 amino acids)
Biological process (GO): rRNA processing
Cellular component (GO): nucleus
Source: RefSeq, a predicted model, not a curated record
UUUACGUUCUAACGUGGCGGAGUGGCAAGAUGGCUGCUACAGCGGCUUGGAUGCAUGGCCCCUCAAAUAUGCGAUUAACCGAGGGUCUGGUGUCCGUUCUGAAAGAGCAUCGGCCCGAAUAUUUACCUGCACUUUUAGCAAAUUACCGGGAGCAUGGCGUUGUUUCAACCCAGAGUUCUGGAGCAGUUGGUGGUCUCGUUGGACUCAGCAACGCCAAACUCGGCAACAGUAAAACCAGAUUUGAGGGCCUGUGUCUUCUCUCCGUGCUUGUGAAAGACAGCUCUAGCGAUGUGUUCCAACAACACUGUCUUUCGUGGCUGCGGUCUUUACAACAGGUCAUACAAUCCCAGGCCCCUCUCCCGUCCAUCCAGCUAGCGGUGGGCGUCCUUCAGGACCUGCUGCAGUAUUCAUCCCAGCUACCUGAGCUAGCCAGGGAGGUCGGCUUGAACUCUAUCCUGGGGAUUCUCACCUCGCUGCUAGGCCUCAAAUCUGAGUGUCAUCUAGCUGCCAUGGAGGGGAUGACUGCCUGCAUGAUAUUUUACCCUCGUGCCUGUGGCUCCUUGAGGGACAAACUUGGUGCCUAUUUCCUAUCCAAAAUGGACAGUGCCAACCCUAAAGUACAAGAGUUAGCAUGUGAGUGUUACGGUCGUCUGCCCUGUCUUGGUGGAGUAUUGGAGAGAGGAGGAGGCGGACGAAGAGCAGAAGGAUGGACCAAUCAGCUUCACUGUCUGCUAGCCUCGGCCAAUGGCCUGCUGGCACAGCUUUACCAGGGCUCUGAAUCAGAAGGGACAGUGCAGUACGAAGGGCCAGGGGUGGAGCUGCCCUACCCUCCACUGGAUGAUACGGACCCCCUGCUCCUGCUCCAGCUACGACACCGAUACCGAGCUGUCUGUCUGGCUCUUAAACACACGCUCUGCAUUGACCCGGCGUCUGCAGUCCGUCUACCGUUACAGCAAGUGCUUAACCUAGUGUGCCGCGCCCUGGCUGUCAGCUCCAAGAGUAUCAACGUGACGGGGGACGGGUGUGUAAAGCUGCUGGUGUUGCCCGCCGUUCACAAGGACACCCUGGAGGUGCUGCAUGCACUCAUCACAGCUGUUGGCAGCGGGUUGGUUCAGUACUCCAGUGUGUUGCAGCGACUGUUCUCCCAAACACUCUCUGCCUGGACCCCGCAACCUGAAACCAGCCUGGGACAGCAGAGAGCAUUCAGUGCAGUGCGAGUGUCCGUGUACCGUACCUUAGAACUCUGGGUCAGAGUGGCAGGAGCCUCUGCCAGUAUUCUGCAGGGAAGCCCCACCCACUCAGAACUCCUAUUUGCCCACCUGCUGGGUGACAUCAUGCCAGGGGCGGACUCUGUCAGGCUUCGCACUGGCCAGUCGGCUGUCGCAGAUCUGGUUUCCAGCAAGCCCUGCCCCAAAAGCCGGAAGCCCGGGUUGGCUAUGAGCGACGGCGGCGGGGCCUCGCUCCAGAGGAAAGGAGACUCGCUGGCAAAUCAGGACACCUGUCUAUCUGCACUCAGAGCACUUAGACAGAUCAUACUAACCAGUGGAUCUCUACUGAAGGAAGACAUUCACAAGCGUCUUCACGACGUCGUCCUCCCGCUCUGCGUGCGUCUGCAGCAGCAACAUGGUGCCAGCGGGUGCGACGGCGUGACCGGGGCGGGGGCCGGCGGAGUUAGCGGCCAGUACGGGAGCCCCCAGCCUCGAAGGGAGUUGUACAGUCUGCUGCUCGCCCUUGUCCUGGCGCCCCCACCCCGAUGGCCUCCACCACUCACCUGCACCGUGUCAGUAUUGAGCCACGGACGGAGGGAUAGAAGCCUCAAGGUUUCUUCUUUCUGUGCAGAGGCCCUGACAAUAUGCAACUCCCUCCUCCACCCGCGCACCCCCUCCCUCUCUCUCCCUCUGCCGCCUCUCACUCUCAAACCCACCCCUGCCGCCCCCCUCCUCAACCAGUCCCAGACUUCUGGCCCUACCCUCCCCACCCUCCUGGGGGGACCCACCCCCGGAUCCUCCUUUCCUGGCCGUCACCACCUGGGCAUGGGUGCGGCUUCCCUCCUAGGGUCCCUGGACAACCACCUCCCCCUGGUUCCCCCAGGGCUCUCUGGCCACUGCUCUACCCCCGGAGACCUGCUCCCUUCCCCCCAUCACGGCGAACUGCCCGGACUGGGGCUCCAGGAGGGCAAGAGACCUGUCUUCAUCCGUUACGACAAAGAGGAGUCCGAGGACGUGGAGAUCUCGCUAGACAGCGACUCUGACGAUAGCGUGGUCAUCGUGCCGCGGGGGAUGCUGGCGUUAGAUAGCCAAGACGGCACCACCGCCGUGGUCACACCCCCUGGGUCUUCUUUACCACAAGGGGGUGCCACCCUCCCCAUGCCCAUUCCAGGAGGCGACCCGGGUGGAGACAUCUCUCUGCCCCUCCCCAAUGACCUCCCAUCCACCUCCCUUCCUCACCCUCUCCUCCCCUCCUCCACCACAAACUCCACAAUCAAUUCAUUUCCCCCAGCCCCAUUAGUGUCUCUGGUGCCACCCAUCAACUCCAUUGGCGUGACCCAGCUCGGUGCACCCUCGACUGGGUUGGGAGUUGGCACUGACUCCCUUCCUGGAGCCCAGCUCCAGCAGAUGUUGCUCCAGGGCCAGCCUCCAGCACAAGGCCAACCCACACCGCUGGGUCUCCCCAUACAGAUGCAGCAGCUCCAGAACCAGCUAGCCCAGUCCAGCAGAGCUCUACAGCAGGCCAGCGAAGAGGAUCCCGCUGUCAUCAACAUCAACAGCUCCGAUGAGGAGGAGGAAGAGGAUGAAGAGAUGGAGGAUGAAGACGAACUGGGAGAGGAAGAGGAAGACGAGGAAGGGAUGGAGGACGAAGAGGAGGAGGAAGGGAGCGACUUCCCCGACGAUGAGGACGAGGAGUUUUACGAUGGGGAAGACUUUGAUUACGAGGAGGGGGAGGAGAUGGAAGACGAGGAGGAGGAAGAGGAGGGGGAAAUUCGGCCGUCGGACAGGGAUGGGAGGAGACGGAUGGCCGCGGCAGGGAGAGAGGAAGGGGAGGUGCUCCGGGGGUCUGCGGAGGAAGUGGGGAUGGGGGGUUUCCGGGUGGAGAGAGAGGGCGAUGGAGGGAUAGAGGAGCUGGACACAGACAGACGAGCGUUCGGGGAGGAGGGGAUAAAGGCACAGGAAGUGGAGAGCAUCGGGGUGCUAGAGGAAGACCGGGAGGAGGAGGAGGAGGAGGAUGACGGUGAAGGAAUGAAUGACCCCACAAUGCCCCAGAUUCUCUGCGUUACCGGCGGAGCCCUGGAGGAGGCGGAGGAGCUCUGCGAUGAAGCGGUGGGUGGUGACGGGCCAGAAGUCAGGGGGCAGGAGCAGGCUGGAGCCAUUCGGCUGGAGGGACCGCCCCAUUCCGAAGAAGGGGCUGCCCCACUGCACUCGCUGGAGGCGGAGCCUGUCCUGGAAGUGGGCAGUGGCGCGCAGCCACCCAAUCAGGAGGGAGAGACAUCCAAACAGGGCGGCGAAAAUGAAAUUAGACAGGAAACCGGGUCGGUUGUGGCUCUGGGCGAGACAGAGGGGGGGGCUUCUGAAGGGGAGAAAGGAGGUGAAGAGGGAGGGAAAGGAGAGGGAGAUGAAGAGGAGGAUGGGAAGGGAAUUAAGAGGAAGAGGGAAGGAGAGGAAGAAGGAAUGGGACAUGGUACAGAAAAGAAGAAGCUGGAUGAAGAAGCAAUGGCGUCCAUGUUAGCGGACUUUGUCGCGUGCCCUCCGGACGACGAGGAGAACGGGCCUUCUGCCUCCAGCGGCCCGUCCUAAACAAGGCCCGAUGACCUUUGAUCCCCAAAAACAAUCUGAACGUUUCAGUUUGUAUCCCUUGUGCGUUCCCUAAUUACCUACCUACGGCUUAGACAUUGUUGGGAGGAGAAAACAACACUGGUGGUCUUCUUUGGCCUCUAAUCUGUCUUUCAACCAAUCAGAUCAAUAACAAAUAAUCAGGCAAACGAUCUAAAUUGGAAUGCCAGUGAAAACGCAGCCUACCAACCUCUGUAUAACUUGUUAGUUUCAACUACAAAUGACUUCCACACUCUUUUAGAUGUUGGAAAUUGAUCUUUCACAAAGACUUCGGUUUGUCUAGUGCAUUAGUAAUACCCCCUCUCUGGACGUCUUUGGACCAUUAGAUUAGUUUACAUUUACCAUAAAGAUUUAUUUGGUCAAGUGAUUGAUUGAAAUACUUUUCAGCUCGUCAGUUCUUGGGUGUGGUAGGCUGCGGUUAUUGAUUGUAGUAAGCUAGAAAUAGUGUAGUGUUGGUCACCUAACAACCAUGUUAUUUUGUUUUGGGUCAUUAUAUGCGGUAUUUCCAAUGUAUUUUUUUGUGUUCUUCCAUCUUUUGUUAUAAAAGAAAUAAACGUGAAAGACAAACGUGGAA